AUGCUACGCACGCGUCUUGGUGCGAGGCUUUUGGGCGCCAGCGCGCGGCGAUCUGCGCUGUCUCGAGAAGCUACACAGUACAUCCAUGCUUCAGCACUGAUCAAGCAGCAGCUAGGAUGCUUCGCAGCUAGGGACGCGUCCUGGGAGUGGCUCAAAGAUCCCGAGAACCCUCGCUUGCAACGCUUCCUCAAGCUGGAGCGAAAUUAUCUGGUGAACCAGCUCUCCAAGCCGAAGUUCCGGAAAGUGGAGCGCGCAUUCAACGUAGAGCUACGUAAUCGUCUCUUGCGCGAAGACUUUAGCAUCCCCGAGUGCAUCGGCAAAUACGAAUACUUCAUGCGGCAAGCACCAGGUGAAAAUUUUCCCGUUUACUACCGUCGACGUCGAGUUGCCGAGUCGGAUGCAACGGCAACUUCAACGAACGAGGAAAUUGUGCUAAACCAGAAUGUGGAGCCUUCACUUAAGCACGGCUUUCAGUUUGUAUCCGGUAUGAAAAUCUCCCCCGAUGCAACGCAACUGCUACUCGUCAUGGAGAACGACAACGAACAGUGUCGCGCGGUACUGAGAGAUUUAAAGUCGGGGAAGUUGCAGCCUCUGACAGACGUCACGGACAUCAAAAACGUCGAGUGGAGCUCAGCGCCUCCGCCGAAACGCGUUUUCUAUUAUACCAAAGUGGACGCGCACGGACGGCCGUUUGCAGUGUACAGAUACAACUUGGCAACUCAUGCGCAAGAACUGAUCUACGAAGAGCAGGACGAGGCUUUUUUCGUGGAUGUAUCGCAGACGAAGGACGCGCGGUUCGUGCUCAUCAACUGCAACUCGAAGAACACGUCCGAGAUCUACGCGCUGGACGGCCACGACGUCACUGCGCAGCCUCAACUACUGAGGCGGCGGGAAGCCGGCACGUUGUACUUUGCAGACCACGCCGCCGGCCAGUUUUUCGUCUCCACGUCCUCUUCACUUGGCGAAUGGCAAACGCUCGUUCCUGAGCACGAAGACGUGAAGAUCGAGGAUGUGGAUCUGUUUGAGAACUACUUGGUGCUCUAUGAGCGAGAACACAGCGUUCCUCGUAUCCGAGUGUGCACUCUGGGCGAAAAGAGUGAUGCGUGUACCAACACUCCUCAUUAUAUUCCGUUGCCCAAGGAGCACGAGAUUUGCCGUGUGUCUCCUGGAGUAAAUCGCGAUUAUGAUGCACACCACGUCCGGUUCCAAGUGUCCACGCCUCUGGUCCCAGAGAUCGUGUACGAUUACGACAUGAAGAACCGAGGGCUCCACGUUCUCAAGGAGACCGAGCUGACGGAUCGAUCGCUCGAUUUCAAGCGUGACAGCGGAGACAAGACCAUUAAAUCGUCGUUUGAGCCGGGGCAGUACGUCUGCGAGCGAUGCUACGUGCCUAGUAUGAGUAGUCUGGGUGUCAAGAUUCCACUGACGCUCAUCCACCGCCGCGAUAUCUCGCUGAAUGGACAGAAUCCGACGCUAUUGAUCGGCUACGGGGCGUACGGAAGCAAUCUUGAAGCCGACUUUGAGCUGGAACAUUUGAGUUUACUGGAGCGUGGCUGGGUCAUUGCUCUUGCACACGUUCGUGGUGGCGGAGAGCUAGGCUUGCAAUGGUACCAGGCUGGCAAGGGCAUGCAGAAGCGACAAUCGUUCGAUGACUACGUCUCGUGCACUCAUCAUCUCCUCGACGCCGGGUUCACAAACCCCAAGCGACUCGCAGGGAAGGGGGUGAGUGCCGGUGGCCUUAUCAUGGGAUACGUGGCCAACGAGUACCCGCAGCUCUACCAGGCGCUGGUCAUGAAGGUGCCGUUCGUCGACAUCCUCGCAACGAUGCAGGACCCGACUUUGCCGCUGACAGUGCACGAAUACGACGAGUGGGGCGAUCCAACUGGACCAAAAGUGCUCGAGUACAUUCAGUCGUACGCGCCGUGUGAUAAUGUGCGUGAGCAUCAGGUGUAUCCUGCCAUGUUCGUGACCGGUAGCUUGAACGAUCAGCGAGUGCAGUUCUGGGAGCCUACCAAGUGGAUGUACAAGGUGCGUAAAGUGCAGGCCUCGUUGCCAAAGCGUGACAAGCGUUUGAUGCUGUUGAAAAUGUCGGAAGACGAAGGUCAUUUCGGUGGUGGCGGGCGAUUGGAACAGUUGGAGGAAAGUGCCAUGGAGAUGGCGUUUCUGUAUCAAGCGAUGAACCUGCCGUUUCCGCCAAAAUAG
Phytophthora infestans T30-4 is the source of this 2202-nucleotide messenger RNA. Its product is annotated as serine protease family S09A, putative. Gene Ontology annotation, molecular function: serine-type endopeptidase activity. Gene Ontology annotation, biological process: proteolysis. The record is from RefSeq and is a predicted model, not a curated record. The transcript is spliced from 4 exons. Lineage: Eukaryota; Oomycota; Peronosporomycetes; Peronosporales; Peronosporaceae. The coding region runs from base 1 to 2202 and encodes 733 amino acids.